Habropoda laboriosa is the source of this 1827-nucleotide messenger RNA. RefSeq names its product signal transducing adapter molecule 1 (gene Stam). The coding region runs from base 172 to 1743 and encodes 523 amino acids. Gene Ontology annotation, biological process: protein transport to vacuole involved in ubiquitin-dependent protein catabolic process via the multivesicular body sorting pathway. Lineage: Eukaryota; Metazoa; Arthropoda; Insecta; Hymenoptera; Apidae. The transcript is spliced from 9 exons. Gene Ontology annotation, cellular component: ESCRT-0 complex. The record is from RefSeq and is a predicted model, not a curated record. Gene Ontology annotation, molecular function: ubiquitin binding; phosphatidylinositol binding.
GAAAGAAAGAUGUCCCUCGAUGGUAGAUUAGAAUGUUAUUAGUCAUUCGGUGUCGUGUUUAUAAGUAAAUAUCAGCUGGAUGCGUAGAGAAAAUAUAACGUGAUUCCGUGACAGCGCGUAACGGACGUAACUGUCGAACAUACACCAUUUAAAUAAUUUAAUUCGGCGAAAAUGGGCCUUUUCCAGACUUCUUCGCCUUUCGAUGCUGACGUCGAGAAGGCAACCAGUGAGAAGAACAUAUCUGAAGAAUGGGGAAAAAUAAUGGAUAUUUGUGACAAAGUAGGAUUCUCUACCCAAAAUGCUAAGGAUUGUUUAAGAUCAAUUGUUAAGAGAUUAUGUUCUCCAGAUCCACAUAUUGUUAUGCAAGCACUGACAUUGUUAGAUGCAUGUGUUAGCAAUUGUGGAAAAAUAUUUCACUUGGAGAUUGCAUCAAGAGAGUUUGAAAAUGAUCUGAGGAAACUUAUUAACCAUUCCGAGCCAAAGAUUGCUGAGAGAAUGAGAGGACUUUUAAAAAAAUGGGCUGAAGGUGAUUUUAAAACCGAUCCUCAGCUAAAUUUAAUUCCAAGUUUGUUCAACAAACUUAAAAAUGAAGGUUAUGAUUUCACUUCUAUAUCGGACACGCCUAAACGUACAACUGUACUAAAUAAAGACCCAAAUGUAGUAACAGAUUCACAAGAAGAAGAAGAUAUUGCAAAAGCCAUAGAACUUUCACUUAAAGAAAGUAAAGUUCAUAGUCAAGCAUCUUCUUCGCAUAGUUCACCAGCAUCCAAGAAAAAUACUAGUUUAUACCCUAAUGUAAGCUCAGCACUUGGUACUUUGAGCAAUUCUGAAGGCAGGAAGGUCCGUGCUUUGUAUGAUUUUGAAGCUGCAGAAGCAAAUGAAUUAACAUUUUUUGCAGGAGAAAUAAGUAUGAUUCAUAUUCGUUUAAAAUUUAUUCUUAAGAUCUUACAUUUUAAUUAUAAUCAAAAACAUGUAACAAAGUUAGAGCACAGUAACAAAAAAAUGGUUCAAUUUGCUGAAGAAGUAGAAGUGAAAACAGUAAAAAGAGAACCAGAAGUAAUUGAAGUUGAAAUAGAUGAAAGGAAAAUGGACAGACUUUUACAUUUACUACAUGAAGCUGAUCCUCAGUGCGAUAAUUCAGAUCCACAAGAAAUGCUUGAUCUGGAAGAACAAGUUACUGCAAUGGGACCUUUAAUAGAUGCAGCUCUAGAGAAAGUGGAUAGAAGGCAUGCGCAGCUAACUCAGUUGAGCUCUGAUUUGGUGGAUGCUCUUAAUUUGUAUCAUACAUUGAUGCGGGAACCUCCACCUCCUACACCUUCAAAUUAUACCUUACCUAAAAUGCCACCACAUAUAAAUCCUUAUCAAUUUCAAAGUCAGGGACCACCUCCUCCGCAUAUAUACAAUGGAGUACCUCCCCCUCAUCAAGCUUCUUUCUCUGUUGGAAGUGGUCCAUCUGGACCAUAUAAUACUAAUAUUCCAACUAAUGAUAUGGGGCCUGUGAGUAUGCCAAACAUAACAUUACCGCAACAUUUUCACGUGCAACCACCAGGUCCGCAUCAACAUCCUCCAGGACAUUCUCAAGGUCCACCAGUGCCAGAACAAAGCAAUCUCCCUUACUCUCAUCAAGGAUAUCCACCACAAACAGGUCCUAUGCCAGGACCAUAUGGUCCGCCGAGACCAACAGGACCUCCAGUAAAUCAACAACCUCAGUAUGCUCCGUCAAAUGGACAACACAUGAUGUAAAAGGAUGCUAUAUGUUUCAAAUUCAUCCUGUACUGUAACUCCAGCUAUACAAUAUUACUAUAUUAUAAUUAUUUAAAUAAACAU